Messenger RNA from Desarmillaria tabescens, 1497 nucleotides. Its product is annotated as phosphatidylinositol-glycan biosynthesis class S protein-domain-containing protein. The transcript is spliced from 7 exons. Bases 1 to 1497 code for a protein of 498 amino acids. Lineage: Eukaryota; Fungi; Basidiomycota; Agaricomycetes; Agaricales; Physalacriaceae. The record is from RefSeq and is a predicted model, not a curated record. Gene Ontology annotation, cellular component: GPI-anchor transamidase complex. Gene Ontology annotation, biological process: attachment of GPI anchor to protein.
AUGAGCGCGUCCCGAGGGCACGAGACGCCUCUGAGGGAUCCCUCCAGUAUUUUCUUCCAGUCUGACCGCGUACGAAGGCUGAUUAUUGCGUCGUACUGGGUCGUUAUCUUGCUCGCGACGCCAUUGUGGUGGCAUACGACUAGCAUUGAGCGCCUCUCAUUACCGACUGCCCAGGUUCAGUACCAGGCCAAGACGCUCUUAUCCUUCCCUAUUGCAUUACGGCUGGCCCCUUCUCUGGUGCAAUAUGAUCCCUCAAUAACUGGAAAGCUACAGCAGUUUUUCGACACACAAAGCUCGAAAGGUGGGCAGUGGAGGGGACUAUCCAUCCACGUAGAGGAAGGCAGCGAAGCGGACUCCCUGGACAUCCCUGGGACAUAUUCCGUCACAUCGACGUCUUCAGCUGACACUGUCAUAACUGGACGACGAAUAUCAUUCCCGAUCCACCAGCGUCCCUUAUCCCACUUAGCAGACCUUCUUGCUACCCUUCUCGUUCCAUAUUCUUCAGAUCCUGAUCGAGAAUACCGUAUCGCUCAAUAUUCGCCUCGUUUCCGUCUCUCGUUUACCCUGCUUAAUGAAGAUGCGGCAGCCGGUCAGGUUAUCACUGGCUGGGAUCUUACGAAUGCCAUACACCAACAUGUCGAUCCCAUAGUAACAGCUCUAUCCAUUUUGCACAAUUUCACCAUCGAAAGCCAGGUACAAUUUCACGCGCCGCUUGCGUUCAAGCCACAGGCUCUCGACAACGAGUCUUUUGGUUUAACUCCGGAAGAUUUGACUGUCUUCAUUAAUUCUGCCGAGUGGACGCUAUCUUCAAGCUCUUCAAACGAUCCAGUGCUUCAUUUUGUGUUAUUUGUUCCUUCAAGUGCGCAGCAAACCCCUCCGUCCCUUUCACAUUCGAACUCCUUCCUCAUUCCUCAAUGGGGUGGUGUGACAAUAUACAACCCAUCUGAUGAUAACCCGCCACACAGAUAUAUGUCUUCAGCGGAUCUCGACACCCUGUUCCCGGCCUUCUCGAAUCAGCUUCUCGCGUUGCUUGGUCUUCCAGGUCUUCACGCCGACGUCAGAAUUUCUCCUGACGACAAUUCGUUGCUCUCAGAUUGGCAGUUAGACGCUCUACUGCGCCGGCGGGCUUUUGAAAACGAUCGAGGAGCCAAAGACACACUGCGUAGCACUGUGAAAUUGGUUGAUCAAAUCAAAAACAUGCCUGUCGGUCAGUUUGUACGCAAUGACGUGUGGGACGCGUUGUCUGCGCUGGAAAAGAUGCACUCCCUUUCCGCAAAUUCUCUUGUUGAAACAAUGCGUCUUUCCGCUGACGCGGCAACACAUGCCUCUCGCGCCUUCUUCAAUCCAGGGAUGCUGGCGUUGCUGUACUUCCCACCUGAACACAAGUAUGCCGUCUACACGCCUCUAUUCGCUAGUGCAGUGAUACCUCUUAUUGCAGCCGCUCUGCGAGAGUUUUUGGCUUGGAGGCGGCAGCGUCGACAGGUGGCAAAUACUUAG